AUGUACGGCUGGCGACCAUUUACGCUCAUUCUACUCGCAACAGUCUACGCUACGGGUGCUUGUGCCCAAACCACCACCACUUCGCCCCGAACGUCAACUACAUCGACCAGUACAGGACUAGCAAUUCUGUUUACAUUUACACCAGGCUCUGGAAACUCGACGAGCGCAACCGCGACAAACGGCACGAGUACUCGAACGUCUACGCGGGCUUCAAACGUGACGGCGGCGGCGGACACAAAUGCCAUAGAUCCAUCGACAGCAAUUCCAUCCGAGUUUCCGAGCAAUGGAGCGCUACCAAUGCUCGCCGUCACCACCUCGCAGCUCGUCACCGCCGCUGGCUUGCUCGGUCUGGUCGCGCUGAAUGCAUAG
Serendipita indica DSM 11827 is the source of this 369-nucleotide messenger RNA. The record is from the annotation of a GenBank genome assembly. Lineage: Eukaryota; Fungi; Basidiomycota; Agaricomycetes; Sebacinales; Serendipitaceae.